GAUUUUGUGUGUCUGUGUGUCUAUUUCGAUUUCAAGUGUCAUUAUUCGGUGUAUUUAGAUUUUUGUUUGAAUUUUGAGUUCCGAGUUCCAAAGUAUUAUUUUUGACGACAAAAUGUUAAUGUUCAAAAUUUUAUCAUUAAUAGCCACAAUGUUGGCCAUAGUAGAAUCAAAACCAUAUAUGAAUGCAAUUAAUGAAGCUGUUGCAAUGUUAACGGCAAGUGGUCCAAACACUAUUGAUGGUUCAUCAUCAUCAUUGAUGACAAAUCAAUUAGAUUCUGAUCAAUCAUUAAUGAUGCCUGAUUAUCUGCAAUCAUCACCAAGUUAUCAACAAUCUGGUCCGGCACAAGUAUCAGCAGCUGUACAAACAAGACGUACUGUUGAAGUUAAACCAGUAAUGUUUCAAUCCGAUCCGGUUGAACCACAUAUUGUUGAUGUUGAAGCUAGUGUACAACCAGUACAGGUUGUAUUUCGUUCAUCAUCAAGCCCAGUUAUGGUACAACAAGUACAUACACCAGCACAACCAAUUCAUGUUGAACCAACUAAAUCGGAAGAUGAACCACAUCGUGUACAACAUCAAGUUAUGCGACCAGUUAUACAGGAAAUACGUGAAAUUAUUCAACCAUAUCGUCGUGUUUUACAAGAAAUUCGCCCAGUUCUUGAAGAAGUACGUACAGUUGUUGCAAGAUCUGAAGGUGGUAGUAGUAGCAGCGGUGGUAAUGGCGGUAAUAAUGGCGGUAGUGGGAUAACUGUUUCCGGUGGUGGUGGUGGUGGUGAAGGUUCAUAUGGUCCAUCCAGUUUAAAUGCAUUAAUGAUGGAUGAUUCAUCAAGAAAUAAUGGUGGUCUUUAUGCAUCCGGUAGUAAUCGUUCAACAAUAAAAUCAUCAUUCAUUGGUGGUAAUGGUGGCGGUAAUGGUAAUGGUGUUAAAUCAAUGAUGCGUAAAAGUUAUAGCCGUAGAUCUGGUUCAUCAUUAUUUAAACGACCAUCAUCAUCAUCCGCAUCCGCAUCCGUAAAACCAUCAUUAUUGUAUAAAGAUCGUGCACGACGAUCAUAAAAUUUCGACAAGAAAAUUUUUUUUGUAAAUAAUUUCAUUA
Molecule: messenger RNA, 1091 nt
Organism: Dermatophagoides pteronyssinus (European house dust mite)
Lineage: Eukaryota; Metazoa; Arthropoda; Arachnida; Sarcoptiformes; Pyroglyphidae
Source: RefSeq, a predicted model, not a curated record